AUGCUCAGUGCACUUUCCACCGCUGCUCCGGCCGCUAUUGCCUCCGCUGUGGCCACACGGCCUGCGCCCCUUGACCACAUCUUCCAGCGCUGCAAGCUGAAUCUUGUAGAGUUCACGGCACAAGACAUUUAUCAGGUGUGUACGACGGCGUAUAACAUGGACACCAUUGGCAUGACACAAGAUCCAGACUUUAUGCGUGGAAUCCACGAUGCCUUUCGCCGCUCCGAUCAGACAGUUCUCUCACCCUUUCAGGCAAACCUCAUCGCGGACACCUUCCGCAAGGUGGGCAUCAUCAGCACCCCAAACGAGGUGGCUGUUCCGGAAGAAGAGGCCAUCUCGCCCGAGUCGCUCAUCAUGGUACUCCGCACCAUGAACAUCACGAAACAACGUGAUGAACGCAAAAUGAACACGGUGCUAAAAUUGAUGUUUCCGAUCCUUGAUGAGUUUAGCCCGACGCAACUCUCUCUCACUGUCACAGAGUUGGCACGGCUAAAGUGCACAAAUACAGAUUUUCUUGGCAAACUCGCAAAACGUAUCAUUGAGUUUAAUGAUGAUUUGAGUCCUCUCGACAUAUCGCUAACAGCCAAGAGUCUUGCAUACUGUCCAGGGGUAUCACACAACAUCCUUCGCCGCGUGUUCCAAAUAGUGGAAGAACGCAUGAGUGAAUUCCAACCCGAAGAUUAUGUUAACGUUCUUCACGCUCUAAACGCGUUGGGUUCAAAAUUUUUAAUGACCUUCCGCCGGUUGGUGGAGUGCGGUUUGGAGCAUGUGGAGAAUAUGGAUGCCGUAACGCUAACAAACUACCUUGUAUGUUUUUCAACAAUGGAUUACAGGCAGCUGGAGCAUGUGGAAAUUUACGCAGACGCUCUUGUAGAAGUUGCGACGGAUCUUUCGGAAAGGGACUUAGUUCAGGCAUUUAUCGCGCUGCAGAGCCUACAACUACUUAGUGACACCAUGUUUGGAACCAUGGCGUCUUGUGCGAUGCGGUACGCACCUAAAAUUGAUCCCCGAAACAUUGCUCCCAUCAUGGACAUUUGCAGCACCGUUCCACACCCUUCCGAACCACUUAUGAAGGCACUUUUGGACCGUGCGAUGGAGUGUACUCGCAUCCUUACGCCAAACCAGCUUGGAGAAAUUCUUAACCUUAUCGGUCUUUACCCUCCAGCGCGGGAGCAUCCACUCGUGCAGAUGUUUGGUAAGCAGGCACGUCUUCGUCUUGACUUGAUGGGACCUGAUGCACUUGCAGGUGCCACGCGCGGCUUGGCCAACCUUGGCUACGCCGAUCCUGAGUUCUACAUUCAGGCCGCCGAAACUGGGUUUCGCUAUGGCUUUAAGGACUGGUCGUUACUGGAACCAAUCCUCAUGGGCCUUAGCAUCACGGCACAGUGUCCACCGACCAUGGUGCGAGUACUUGGCUCACAUCUAGCACCAAUGGCUCGUUCAAUGAGCCUUUUGGACAUUGAGAGAGCAAAUCGUUACAUGAAGCGUCUUGGAUGUGAAGAUGAUUUUGUAUACAAGGCUAUGGCUUCUCGCGUGUUACAAUUUGUAAAGGAGAUUACGCCUGAUAUGCCAGAGGAGUUGCAGAUCCUACUUCAAAGAGGUGCAGUAGAACCUAGCACGGCUCCUGGUGUGAUGUAG
Messenger RNA from Trypanosoma cruzi, 1638 nucleotides. RefSeq lists its product as uncharacterized. Bases 1 to 1638 code for a protein of 545 amino acids. The transcript has a single exon. The record is from RefSeq and is a predicted model, not a curated record. Lineage: Eukaryota; Euglenozoa; Kinetoplastea; Trypanosomatida; Trypanosomatidae.